Plodia interpunctella (Indianmeal moth) is the source of this 1610-nucleotide messenger RNA. RefSeq lists its product as uncharacterized. Gene Ontology annotation, molecular function: 3-methylbutanoyl-CoA dehydrogenase activity; flavin adenine dinucleotide binding. Gene Ontology annotation, biological process: L-leucine catabolic process. The transcript has 9 exons. Lineage: Eukaryota; Metazoa; Arthropoda; Insecta; Lepidoptera; Pyralidae. The coding region runs from base 153 to 1391 and encodes 412 amino acids. The record is from RefSeq and is a predicted model, not a curated record. Gene Ontology annotation, cellular component: mitochondrion.
UGCUUGCGUUAUAGUAUGUUGCUCCUUGAAAAUUAGUUUAUACGACUAUCGGUAUAGUGUGUAUUAUUGAAUGGAGUUUUGAAUCGAAAUGUUAUCUUGUUUUCUAUUGAGUCAGUGUAGCACGGAGUUCGGUAGAGAGAGGUCGUCGUACUAUGGCUGGUUUGUGUGUAAAGUUAGUGGGAAGAGGUGGAAAGACCGGUAUAAGGUGUUUGUCCCACUAUCCUAUUGAUGAACAUGUGUUUGGUCUUUCAAGUGAGCAACGACAGUUGCGGCAAAUGGUAUUCGACUUCGCUCAAAAGGAACUGGCACCGAAAGCGACAGAAAUAGACAGGGAUAACAAUUUCGAAGGGAUCAGAGAUUUCUGGAAAAAACUUGGACAAUUGGGACUUUUGGGAAUAACAGCCAGUCCCGACUAUGGCGGAACAGGCGGGAAAUACUCGGACCACUGUGUCAUUAUGGAAGAAAUAUCAAGAGCCAGCGGAGGAAUAGCCCUGUCAUACGGCGCACACUCAAAUUUAUGCGUAAAUCAGAUCAACAGGAACGGAACACAUGAACAGAAGAGCAAAUAUUUGCCAAAAUUAUGUUCCGGUGAACACAUGGGUGCAUUGGCCAUGUCAGAGCCUGGCGCGGGCAGCGACGUGGUGUCCAUGAAACUGAGAGCCGAGAGGAAGGGGGACUACUUCGUGCUCAAUGGAAAUAAAUUCUGGAUAACCAAUGGGCCUGAUGCUGAUGUUUUAGUGGUGUACGCAAAAACAGAUUUUUCAAGCAAACCUCAACAUGGAAUAACAGCAUUUCUGAUCGAGAAAGGUUUCCCUGGCUUCACCACGGCGCAGAAGCUAGACAAACUUGGCAUGAGAGGCUCCAACACUUGUGAGCUGGUGUUUGAAGACUGCAAGGUACCGGCAGAAAAUGUUCUAGGUGAGAUAAAUAAGGGCGUAUAUGUACUGAUGUCAGGGUUAGACUUGGAGAGACUGGUUCUGGCGGGAGGCCCAGUUGGUUUGAUGCAGGCUGCUGUGGACACAGCUUUUGAAUAUGCUCACACUAGGAAACAGUUUGGGAAAAACAUCGGAGAAUUCCAAUUACUACAGGGUAAAAUGGCGGACAUGUACACAACGCUCAGCGCGUGUCGCAGCUACCUCUACAACGUCGCGAAGGCUUGCGACGAGGGCCACGUUAACAGCAAGGAUUGUGCUGGAGUCAUACUGUACUGCGCUGAGAAAGCUACUCAAGUCGCUUUGAAUGCUAUACAGAUAUUAGGAGGAAAUGGGUACAUCAAUGACUAUCCUACUGGAAGAAUAAUGCGUGAUGCAAAACUCUACGAAAUAGGAGCUGGAACAUCUGAAGUCAGAAGAAUGCUUAUUGGGAGAGCACUAAACAUUGAAUACAAAUAAGAGAUCUGCCAAAAGAUAACCACAUCAAAUUUUAUGCAUUUAUCCUAAAAAUUAAGAGGUAGGGUACUAUGUAUUGGACAUAGUCAUAGAAAAAAUAUAUUUGUUAUACAAAACAACUUAUUUUGAUAUUGAUCUUUAAUUUUACAAUUUACAAGAACAUGAAUGUAAAUAAUAUUUUAUUUUGUAAAUAAAUAAAAAUAAAUAUAUUUACAAACCUUA